GGAUUCCUGCACCGAAAAAAAAGUAGAAUCAAAAGCUCCAGUUAGUGGUAUUGUUGGAGGUAUAUUGGCCGGCUUAACAGCUGUAGCUGUUGCUGUCGUUGUCUUUUUUGUGAUUAGGAGAAUAAAAAUUAACGAAGGAACACCUGCCAAAGACUUAUCUAAUAAACCGCCAUUAAGAUCAACACGCCAGGCCGAUGAAUUCAAAUUAAGGAAUAAUGGUUCCGACAGUCCUAGGAAUUCUAACAAAGGGCCUAUGCACAGUAGCGAUUACUACUGUUUUAACGACAGCGCUCCAGGAAUCAAAAUUCAUGAGCUGUGGAGUUACAUCAGAGAAAAAAUGAAAAAUGGUCGAAAACAACUAUACGAAGAAUUUGCGACAUUGCCAACCGGACUUGUCCAUAAACAUGAGGUCGCAGCUCAGGAAAGGUACAAGGGCAAAAACAGAUACAAGGAAAUGUAUGCAUAUGAUCAUUCGCGGGUACUACUUCAAAAAUCAAAGUCAGACGAUCCAGACUAUAUUAAUGCUUGCUUCAUAAAUGGAUACGAGAAAGUAAACAAAUUUAUCGCAUCUCAAGGUCCGACAAAGAACAUGAUUGACGACUUUUGGAGAAUGGUUUGGCAGCAGAAAGCUGACAGAAUCGUAAUGCUAACAAACCUUGUAGAAAUGGCAUCGAUAAAAUGUAUUCAGUACUGGCCCGAGAAAGGUGACACGUGCUCAUAUGGCGGGAUUGACGUGUCCUACAUCGACAUAAAGGAAUUCACAGACUACAAUAUACGGACAUUGGAAGUAGUGAAGACUGGCAGUAAACCACGCCGAGUUCGCCAAUUCCAUUUUAAAACCUGGUUUGAUAAAGACGUUCCAGACAGUGCUUGGUGUCUCUUUGACUUCUGGAAAGCUGUUGACACGAAAAGUUCAGCAAAUGAAUCACCGAUUGUUGUGCACUGCAGUGCUGGAGUUGGUCGAACCGGAACAUUCAUCGCCCUUGAUAACCUUAUACACCAGGCAAAAGCAGAGAAGUGCGUUCGUCCUCUACAAAUGGUGCAGACACUGCGCAGGCAGAGGGUGAACAUGGUACAAACGAAGGAACAGUACGUGUAUCUCCACGAGGCUGUAGCAGAAGCUUUAUUGUUUGGCACACACCACGUGGACUCCAAAGAGUUUGAAAGUUUCUACAUGCACAUGGUCAACAAAGAAACCGGAUCGCCGAAAACAAGAGUUGAAGAACAAUUUGAUCUGAUUGAAAAGGGAAUCACAAAGAAGCCGAUCUUGGAAGAUGCUCAUGAGUACGGAAACAUAGAAUCCUUGCGCUCUGAAAAUGCAUACGUCCCUAAGAUGAACAAGAGGGGAUCUAACUUUAUCCCUAAACUUGGAACUAUUUUCUUACCGAAUUACGAGAACAAGAACGCGUUUCUGGUAAGCAUGUCCCCGACAAAACAAACACUAGAGGAGUUCUGGUCACUGAUUGAUGAAGAACACAUCACCACCGUCAUCAUGCUGACGUCACAAUCACAUGCCGCGUACAAGACAUGUCAGUUCCUUGGAAGCAGGGACAACAAACAAAUCGGGAAAUUUAUAGUCAACUGUAUUUAUGAGAAGAUGAACAAAACUUUCCAAGAAAAGUGUUUCUCAUUCAAGGAUGUAAACAAUGAAGACGAAGAUUACCUGACGACAAUACGACAGUUUGAGUUUUUGGCGUGGCGGGAAGGCGAGGACACACCAACAUCGGUACAGCCAAUGUUAGAUAUGCUUGAGGCAGUCAACAAGUGGCAGCCCCACCUCAGCAAGAAUAGGCCUGUCUUCAUACAUUGCGAUUCGGGAUUUCAUCGCUGUGGGGUAGUAGCUGUACUUCUAAAUGAACUUCAUCGUGUUCAAGACAACAAGGACCAGAUCAAUAUCCUGGACAGCGUGAUGACCAUGAAACAAAGGAACAAAGGGAUUGUGCAGAACCCGACCCAACUUAGAUACAUCUACGACGUCAUGCAAGAAUAUAUAAAACAGAUGGAUGUCUAUCAAAAUCUGUAGGUCAAGACUAUAUAGUGAACGCAAAUUUACAUACUUUGUUACCAUUUAAUCUGUGCAAAUA
Mya arenaria is the source of this 2084-nucleotide messenger RNA. RefSeq names its product receptor-type tyrosine-protein phosphatase alpha-like. The transcript is spliced from 19 exons. NCBI's taxonomy places the organism in Eukaryota, Metazoa, Mollusca, Bivalvia, Myida, Myidae. The coding region runs from base 254 to 2023 and encodes 589 amino acids. The record is from RefSeq and is a predicted model, not a curated record. Gene Ontology annotation, biological process: protein dephosphorylation. Gene Ontology annotation, molecular function: protein tyrosine phosphatase activity.